GAAAAAAGAAAAAAAGAAAAUUGACGGUCUGCCACAACACAACAACACACGACCUCUUUCAGGAAGAUCCACGGAGAGCGAUCGAGCUGCCUCUCUUUUCCAUUUUUGUUUACAUCUUUCAUUUCUUUUCAUUCAUUAUUUUAUUUUUAUUAUUAUUCUUUUUCUUUUCAAUUUCUCGGAAAAUCAUCGAGACCGUCUUUUUUUUUUUUUUUUUUUCUUUUUUUAUCACCUAAUUCCCGCCAAUUGGGCUUCACCGCCUGAAACGGUUUUCCAUUUUCUUCCUUUCAACUUCUUCUUCUUGUUCUUUUUUUCUUCUUUUUUUCUUUUUUUCUCUGCAAAAUUAGAUCCCCUGCUCUUUUUCUUUUUCUUUGUUUUGUUUGGAGCUCGAUCAACCUGUUGAAAAUCUUAGAAUUUAUUUAUUUGUAAAUUAAUUGCAUUUUUUUUUCUGCCCUUGAUUUUUUUUUUUUGGCCCCCCCACCCCCCCGCGACCUCUUUCGUAGCUCAAUUGGUAAUCCAAGAAUAUGGAUGAGUUUGGAGUGUUAACGGAGAGGUACGGAUUGAAACCGCAAGGAAAAUCGGCACCGAUGGCCACUUCCAAAAGAUCCGUCAACACUAACAACUCCCAAACGUGGAAUUUUGGGUCGGAUUCGGGUGGUUUAAACCCCAAAUCGUCUUCGUAUUUGUCCAGAUCUUCUCAACAAAAUGGUCUUUAUGAUCGUUCGGAUGACUACGAUAAUAUAUUCGGCGGACCCACAAAACAAUCAGGUAAUUCAUCUUUUGGUUACGAUUCAAUUUUCUCGGAUUCGAAUCCCAACGAUGAUAUAUUUGGCGGAAUUCCGGGGUUUAAGAGCUCAACUUCUGCGAACAAUGAUCUGGGGAACGACGAUAUUUUUGGGGUAUUCGCUUCGCGUCCUAAUCGCAGUGCUCCUGUAGACGACUUGUUGGGUGAUUUUGGUGGAGCGCAUGCAAAAUCGAAAGCCACCCCAAAUGGAUUGAAGUCGGGGAACGCGGUGAAAAAUGCAUCUAGUUUAGAUGAUUUGAUGACAGGAAUUGGUGGCAUUAAUCUUCCAAAUAAUGGAACUGUAUCAACCUUCACAACAUCAGAAGAUCCUUUUUCAAUCUUUGAAUCAACUUCAACUUCAAAACCCGUUUAUACUUCCUCAAAUUCACCCGCAGAUCCACUGGACCAAAUUAAUAAGCUGAAAAAUUCUGGAGGUGCAAAACCUCCAAGAUUGAAAUCCCCUCCAAAAGCAACACAAGUUUCAAAUGGAUAUAAAGGUAAGAGCUCAGGCAUGUCUUUUAUAGAUGAACUUGAGGACUUUGCCAUGGGUAGGGUGCAAAAGAAUGCAAAUAAACGGUCAAAUGUUCGCUCUAGUGGUGAAGGGGUUCAGGCCUCGGCCAACAGAACUAGUAAAUCUAGUGGAGAUGAUCUAGAAUCCUUUUUCAGUAUGAGUUCUCGACCGAAAAGUGCACCGAGAUCACGGCCUACAACUUCAGACUCUGCUUGGACCAACAACAGAGCAAGCCCUGGGCCUGGGUUGCCCCAGAGGACGUCAUCUGGGAGAUCAUCCAGUGUAAAGAAGUCUUCUUCCCCAGCUGGUGUUUUUGAUGACCUUUCAUUCAUGUUUGGGGGUGCCAAUGUUUUUGGAGAAUUUCAUGAAGUUGAAGGGGAAAGUGAAGAAAGACGAAGAGCCCGACUGGGACGUCUCCAAAGAACCCAUGAGCGAGCGGCAAAAGCUGUUGCUGAUAUGAACCAGCGUGACCGUCUAUCUCAAAACGAGCAAGAAGAGAGGCGUAGAAUUGCUGAGACUAUGGACAUACAAAUAAAACGCUGGGCUGCAGGGAAAGAAGGCAAUAUGCGUGCACUGUUAUCAUCAUUGCAUUAUGUGCUUUGGCCUGAAUGUGGCUGGGAGCCAGUUUCACUGACAGAUUUGAUUACUUCUGUCUCUGUCAAAAAGGCUUAUAGGAAGGCCACAUUGUGUGUCCAUCCAGACAAGGUUCAACAGAAAGGUGCCAGUCUCGAACAAAAAUAUACUGCAGAGAAGGUUUUUGAUAUCCUUAAGGAAGCUUGGAACAAGUUCAACGUGGAAGAACUAAGAUAAUUUCCUAUGAAUCAUCCAAUUUUCCCUUCAUACAAAGAAGCAGUCUUGCCUUAUCUUGUUCUAGUAGAGCUGCUGCUUUGCAGCUUCCAAAAAUGCUGCUUUUGGCUGGAUUGCAUUUGGUGAUGUUUGCUAGAAGAUAUUGUACGUUGAGAUAAUUGGUCAAAAAUACCUAGAUUUUUUAUCAUGUAAAUUAAAGGUCAUACAGAAAUUUUUACAGUUUUAAUGGUGGAUGCUCCCCUGUCGAACAAAUUCAACCAUGUAGACUCUCCUUGCUUAAAAAUUCAGAGUUGGGUGGGGAAUGGGAAGAGGCUCUUACUACUGUUGUAACAGUUGUUAGAUUUCAUAGUAACUUAUUUUGUUUGAAGUGUUUUUGUUUUUCUCCAAAAUUAAUGACAUUUGGUUGAAAUUCUUUAA
This is a messenger RNA of Ziziphus jujuba (common jujube), 2516 nucleotides long. Its product is annotated as auxilin-related protein 2. Bases 522 to 2102 code for a protein of 526 amino acids. The transcript has 9 exons. Gene Ontology annotation, molecular function: clathrin binding. Gene Ontology annotation, cellular component: vesicle; intracellular membrane-bounded organelle; cytoplasm. Lineage: Eukaryota; Viridiplantae; Streptophyta; Magnoliopsida; Rosales; Rhamnaceae. Gene Ontology annotation, biological process: clathrin-dependent endocytosis; clathrin coat disassembly. The record is from RefSeq and is a predicted model, not a curated record.